This is a messenger RNA of Fraxinus pennsylvanica, 651 nucleotides long. NCBI's taxonomy places the organism in Eukaryota, Viridiplantae, Streptophyta, Magnoliopsida, Lamiales, Oleaceae. The record is from the annotation of a GenBank genome assembly.
AUGGCGCACGUGAAGAUUCUUCACCAGAAGUCUUCUUUCAGUUUUGUGAGAAAUAUCAAUGGGCAACUGGAUUCUGGACUUCCAGCUGUAUUGCGAAAUUUGUUUCACGAUAGAAGUAUCAUUAACUCGCGUCACUUGAAAGCGAGAAUUCAAUGGAAAACUGGAAAUAGAUUUACAGUCGUAAUAAACAAAGGUUUUGUGCCUAGAUUAUUUGGAAUCGAAAGUAUGCCUGAUGAAAAUGUCGAAUUAUCUGAUGAUGACGAUGAGCUCUGUCCAGUUGAAUGCGUAAAAGAGUUUAAGACUGAUGAGGAAUUUCUCAUAAUUCUGGAAAGAGCCAAAGAAUCCAAUUCGUUAGUUGUUGUGGACUUCUAUCGAACUUCCUGUGGAAGCUGCAAGUACAUAGAGCAGGGCUUUACAAAAUUAUGCAAAGGAUCUGGUGAUCAAGAAGCCCCAGUUAUAUUCUUAAAGCACAAUGUACUUGAUGAAUAUGACGAACAAACUGAUGUUGCUGAUCGGCUGCGAAUUAGGACUGUUCCCCUUUUUCAUUUUUACAAAAAUGGAGUCCUAUUGGAAGCUUUUCCUACCAGAGAUAAAAAACGAAUACUUGAAGCCAUUCUCAAAUAUUCAACCCUGACUUCUCAGGAAGCUUAA